Chaetomium globosum CBS 148.51 is the source of this 456-nucleotide messenger RNA. RefSeq lists its product as uncharacterized. Bases 1 to 456 code for a protein of 151 amino acids. NCBI's taxonomy places the organism in Eukaryota, Fungi, Ascomycota, Sordariomycetes, Sordariales, Chaetomiaceae. The record is from RefSeq and is a predicted model, not a curated record. The transcript is spliced from 2 exons.
AUGUUUCCAAUUACGUCAUCGCUGCUGCUCCAGGAAGGGCAACAAUUGCAGAGAUCCGGCCUCAGGGCGGGCUGCAAUGGCGAUCACAAGAACUUCUCCAUUGCGGGAACGGGAGCGGUUUGUUGUUUCUUCCCGUCCCUGCGUCUUUCCGAUCACUCCGUCACUCCCAGAGAAGCCGGAGAGCGCGUGUGGCAGUCUGAAAGCGUCGCUAGCAAGGAUAAUGGCAGCGGGGAACAGACCGGCUUAACUCGUGGUGGGUUGCCAGAUUGCACAGUGUCUGACGCAAUUCUUCCUCCUCACAGGCUGGCAGGCUGGCAAGAGCAGCGGGGCAGGCGCGGCUUGCGCGCCCUGAUUCGAUCGCCAAAAUCGAUUCGCCACAGGUGUCCCACACCCUUGACUGUGUUCUUCCUCUUCACCUCCUUGAGGUUCGGCGCCUCUAUUUUCCCUCAGCGGUGA